CAUCUUCCUCAGAUGACGUCUACCAUUUGACAACUGACAUGCUUUCGUUGACAUUUUCGCAUAGGUUAUGUUCCGCUGAUACUCUUCAAGAUCCAAGUCCACGAUGAGUUAUAAAGCGCGCGGAGUACUUUAAUCUUGAUUAAAUAGGAACGAAAAUCCAAAAUUGGGGUAAAAAGAAGAGUACGCGAUGAGCGAGAAAAACAUUAAUUCCGCUCUAGUGCGGAGAGUCAAUAAACUGUUGGAGUCCAGGGUGGAGCACGAUAAGGAUACGCUGGAGGCUUUGAAAGAGUUGUCAACGUUCUUCACUGAGAAUACUUUAAAUUCUCGUCGAAAUCUCCGCAGCAAAAUAGAGAGGAGAAGUUUGGCAAUAAACGAAGAAUUCUUGGCCACCUUCAAGGAAGUAAAAGACUCCUUGGACAAUGUUUAUCAAAAUGUUCUAGCAAUGAACACAGCUGUACAGUCUAUGACUAAUCGCUUGCAAGUUACGAAGGCUCAAACAUCACAACUAAUUGAGCAGACCACUAAACUUCAGAGUGAAAGUCAAGUAUUGUCCAUACAACAAGAAGUUGCAAGUGCAUUUAUCAGAAAUUUCCAACUGACACCAUCCGAACUGACCAUUUUGCAUGGAUCAACCAGGGAGUCACCUAUAACAGAGGAAUUUUUUUCUGUAAUUAACAAAGUACAGGAUAUUCAUGGUAAAUGCAGAGUGUUAAUGCAAUCUGGUUAUCAAACAUUGGCUUUGGAUAUCAUGCAAAGAAUGACGUUGUUGCAAGAAUCCGCGCUUGAACGGUUAUAUCGAUGGACGCAAACUCAGUGUAAGAAUAUUGAAAAUGAACGUCUGGCGCCAUUACUCAUUAAGGCCAUGAGUAAGCUACAAGAUAGGCCAGUAUUAUUCAAGUACAUUUUGGAUGAAUAUUGUGCAGUUAGAAGAACUGCCUUGGUGGGAUCCUUCAUAGAUGCACUAACAUUAGGAGAAAAUUUGGGUGGAACACCUAAUCCUAUAGAAAUGCACGCCAAUGAUCCUAAGCGAUAUGUCGGUGAUAUGCUUGCAUGGUUACAUCAAGUAAUUCCUGUAGAAAAAGAAAAUAUUCUUAUUUUAGUGAAAGGCUGUGAUAAGAUGGAUGUGUCGGAUCAAGUGAAACAAGCGUUAAGUAAUAUCACGGAAGGAUUAUGUCAUCCUUUAAAAUCAAGAAUAGAGCAUGUUAUAUCUACAGAGGCUCCAGCGACAAUAUUAUACUCAGUUACAACAUUAAUCAGAUUUUAUCGCGCUAUUACUGAGCAAGUUAUACCUGACAGUGUCCUGGAUCAGACAUUGUCAGAUUUAUUAGCUUUGAGUGAAAAGAGUUUUCUAAGCAGGUUGCAGAGAGAAACGAGGAUUGCUCUCGGAGAGCGCGCGGAGCCUCCCGGAAGUGAUCUGGUUCCUGCUCCAUCAGUCUCUAGGCUAUUGUCACUUCUAAAUGAAAUAUUGUCCGUCGCCAGUAUAGCUGAAGACAGGGAAAAAGAUAUGUUACAGAUUGUGUCAUGUAUCAUUGAUCCGUUACUUCAAGAAGUUAAUGAAACAGCGUCUAGAUUGCCAACCGUGGAUAUGGCUGUUUAUCUUCUCAAUUGUAUGCAUCAGAUACAAUCGACGCUAGCAUUAUACGAGUAUAUGGACCAGAGAUUAGAAAGGCUACAGGCACAAUCGGACGCGCAAAUCGAUACGCUUACAUCGGAGCAGGCUAGUUCUUUAGUAGCACAUUUAAAUCUUGGUUCAAUUUACACCAUUCUGCAAGGACGCGAUCAGGGACCACUUUCGUCUAUACCUGGCAUGGAUGCCCUCAGUGUGAAAGAAUUCACUAAUAAAUUGGAGGCAUUUCUCAUGAUGCCGGAUGUCCUGCUGCUACCACAAAUAAGUUUAUUACAGAGUAAUAAUCAUCGCAUGAUUACUCAAAAACGAUCGUUCGAAGUAAUCGGAGCUAUAUAUAGGCAGUUGUACGACGCCUGCCAUGAUCCAAAAAAUUUAUAUCAAAAUGCUAGCGGUCUCUUUUCUAGAACACCCGAGAAUCUUCUUCAGACAUUAAUUUCUUAAUAAUUGUAUCUAUACUUUUUAAGGUCUCGUAUAUUAUCUAUUAUAUAUAUGUACAUAUUUAAGUGAUAAUGAAGAAGUGCAAAAUUGAAUAUGCUUGAUUCUUUAUAAACAUGAAGUAUGUUAAACU
Molecule: messenger RNA, 2195 nt
Organism: Monomorium pharaonis (pharaoh ant)
Lineage: Eukaryota; Metazoa; Arthropoda; Insecta; Hymenoptera; Formicidae
Gene: Cog6
Product: conserved oligomeric Golgi complex subunit 6
Exons: 9
Coding region: 188-2068 (626 amino acids)
Biological process (GO): intra-Golgi vesicle-mediated transport
Cellular component (GO): COG complex
Source: RefSeq, a predicted model, not a curated record